This is a messenger RNA of Talaromyces atroroseus, 1176 nucleotides long. RefSeq lists its product as hypothetical. Gene Ontology annotation, molecular function: cyclin-dependent protein serine/threonine kinase regulator activity; protein kinase binding. Gene Ontology annotation, cellular component: cyclin-dependent protein kinase holoenzyme complex; nucleus. The record is from RefSeq and is a predicted model, not a curated record. Gene Ontology annotation, biological process: regulation of cyclin-dependent protein serine/threonine kinase activity. The coding region runs from base 1 to 1176 and encodes 391 amino acids. NCBI's taxonomy places the organism in Eukaryota, Fungi, Ascomycota, Eurotiomycetes, Eurotiales, Trichocomaceae. The transcript has a single exon.
AUGCCAACCAUAAUCGUCUCGUCGCCGUCGUCUGCAGCCCUCCGGUCUGGGGCUUGCUCUCCUAAUCGCUUCUGGCCUAGCUCUCCAGGCCAUCAUAAUCGCCAGCUCUCGCGCGCGUCGCCUAUUUUCCACGAUUCUUCUCCAUUCGCCGGCGCUCCUGCUGCUGCGGCUUCACCCUCGUCCUCCUCUUUCCAUCACGCUGCGUCGAGGUCGCGCCUCUCUCAAGGCGUGGAGGAAAUACGCGCUGCUCUCAAGAACCACUCUGUAGACGCUGCCUCGCAGGAUCCCGCCCUGGGGCCCUCAGGGGAUCAGUCUCGCAGCUGCAUGUCCGCUGGGCCAGAGUCCCUUGGGGGCGGCACCCGCCCGUCGUUAGACACUGAUUCCGCCCAUCCGCCUCAGCCUGUGACGCCUGCGCCUCCUGCAGCACCCUUGCCGAUCACUAGCAGCGUCUCACCUACAGACGUCAAGGGAAAGCGUCACCUAUCCGAAGCCAUCGUUAGCGAGCAGAACCCCACACAAGGGAAUUCGGGCCAUGGAGAGGCAAAGCAAGAGAAUGGAGAAUCAGAACAGACUCGGCUGAAGCGAUUACGACCGCCUGUGCCAGCUAUUAAGCUCUUACCUCGACAAUAUGAAUUGGUGCAUCCCAACGACCUGGUCAUCUUGAUUUCAAGCAUGAUCAUGGAACUUAUUCAGUAUAACGAUACUAUUCCACUGCAGGGCGGUCGACUAACUCGUUUCCAUUCACGAACCCCGCCACGCAUAUCGGUACGCGAGUAUCUACAGCGAUUGACCACACACGCCACCUUGUCACCCCCAAUUCUCUUGAGUAUGGUCUACUACAUUGACCGCCUGUGUGCCCUGUACCCGGCUUUCACCGUCUCGAGUCUCACGGUCCACCGAUUCUUGAUUACGAGUGCCACGGUUGCGAGCAAGGGUCUCAGCGACAGUUUCUGGACGAACAAGACAUAUGCCCGUGUUGGCGGUAUCACUAUUACCGAGCUUGCAUUGCUUGAAUUGGAGUUCCUCUGGCGGGUAGAGUGGAAGAUUGUUCCGCAGCCUGAAGUCCUGGUCGACUACUACUUGAGCCUCGUCGAGCGAUGCGAAGGAUACGCCCUGGAACAAGAAGACAUGACACCGGAGGUCAUUUCACCGACACAUGAGCCUCUCCCUCAUUGA